This is a messenger RNA of Schizosaccharomyces cryophilus OY26, 2962 nucleotides long. Its product is annotated as meiotic cohesin complex subunit Rec11. Gene Ontology annotation, biological process: sister chromatid cohesion. Gene Ontology annotation, cellular component: cohesin complex; chromatin; nucleus. Bases 40 to 2784 code for a protein of 914 amino acids. The transcript has 9 exons. Lineage: Eukaryota; Fungi; Ascomycota; Schizosaccharomycetes; Schizosaccharomycetales; Schizosaccharomycetaceae. Gene Ontology annotation, molecular function: chromatin binding. The record is from RefSeq and is a predicted model, not a curated record.
AGAACAACUAUUCACGAAACUAGUUAGCAUUUAAAUAUCAUGGAAUACGAUUUUGAAUCAGAUCUUAGUAGUCAUUUAGAUGGUUCCUUACCUGAUUUAGAAGAAGAUAUUGAGCUAAAUCCCGCUGUUAAUACAACUUCCAACGACCAUGGCGAUAAGUCUGAAAUGUUGACAUCUACCUUAAAAAGAAAGUUAGAAAAUGAACCAAUUGCUUCUGCUGAAACUAUCCAAAGAACAAUAACCAGUUCAAACAACUCUCAAAACACAUCUCAAGAUUUCUCAUUCACUUUGCUCAAUGAGCUGUUGAAUGACACCAAUACCAUGGAGUUACUGAGCACAAAAUGGCGUUCCUACUCUGAAACGGAUUCUUCUGAAUUCAUGCGUGGAUUUCUUAAUCUUAUACUGCUGUCGUGUAAUUGCCAACCUUUUUUAAAUCACUUUGACAUGGAGGAUACUGAAUCAAUACCUGAAACCCUAGCUCAAAUCCAAUCUUCAACUUUUAAUUCCAUUGCCAAUUUUGCAGAACCGUAUUUAUAUGCAUGCUCCACGGGUACAGGAAAGUCAUUUAGAACCAAACUUAGUUUUCUUGUUAAUGAGCUCAUUAAUAUGUCUAUAGAAAAGGAUAGGCUCUCAAGCUCAUCCUUCAUGGAAACUAUUAAAUCAUGGAUUUUGUGUAUGACAACUAGUCCAUGGUUAUCUAUCCGGCAUACUUCAAGUGCCAUUUCAUGCAUGUUCUACGUUGCACUCGCGAAUGCCCUUUCCAAAUUUGAAGAUGGUCGUGAUUUUGUUGAAGGGGAUGAAAAUCAAAGUUUAUUUGAGAAUCUCAAUUAUCUUUUGGAUGAUAUCUAUAAAAGUGCUAUUUUAAUUAGGAUACGCGAUACAAGGUCUAUUAUAAGGUUGGAAUGUUUUCUCGCAAUUCAUGAGUGUUGUCUACUGCUUCCAUCUCAUCUUCAAAACAGAUCAACGCUAUUGUAUCUCGGAUGGGGACUUUCUGAUACUGAUGCAAGAAUUCGAAAGGUUGCUUUAAAAAUCAUUCAACAGCUUUUUAUUACGGAGCGAAAACAAGAGUUAUCGGUUACUUCACUUAAUUUCUUAGAAAGAUUUUCUUCCAAAAUUGCAGAAAUUUGUAGGUAUGACAUUGAAAGUGUUCGCGCAAUAGCACUUCAAUUGUGCUUUCAAUUACUGGACCAUCAAUUGCUCAGCCAGGAUGAUAUUGAAUUGCUUUGUUUAUGCAUUUUUAAUAAAAAAGCUCAAAUUCGCUCGCCAAUUAUGAGGUUACUAGUGAGGUACUGUGAUCAAACCCUGGAAGGUUUUCUCAAACAAGCUACGAAAGAAACGAGUCUCAAAAAGAUUCUUUCACGAGAGAAUUAUAAAAUAUCCAAUUCUGCUUUCAAAAAUCUUUUCAAGGAAAACUUGAUUUUUUCUUUCAUUGCGCAGGCGCUGGAAACAUGGACUAUUGAAAACGUCCAAGCGAAUUCCUCACAAUCAGACGAUAGAAACUCAGUUUGGCCCUUUGGUUUCAACAUGGAAGCUAAAUAUUUGGAAAAUUCUGAGGAGUGGAAAGUAUACGAGGGCAGUAUGCUAUCUAUUCAUAAUGAAAUGAACUCAUUGGGUUCUUGGGAAGAAGUUCUUGGCUAUUUACUAUUUGACCAUGUUAAUCAUUUAAGCUGUAAUAGCAUUUUAAAAUCAUGUGCGCCAAAUGAGAAAAUAAUCGACUUCUUAUCUUCCUACGUGUAUUUCUGUCUUAACUUCAUCGAAAAGCCUUCUUUUUUAAAAAGAAAAUCAUCUGAGUCUGAUUAUACCUCAAAGCAGUUACAUUUAUUACAUGAGCUACCUCUUUUGAUGAAGAAAUAUCGAGAACGCAAUGUUGCAAGCUACUAUUUUAUUAAAAGUUUGGAUUAUAUCCAAGAGCAAACUCUCGCUUUACCAGAAUCUAAAAAAGAUAUGUUGGCUUUAUUGACAGAAGUGGAGUAUGCUGCUAAAGCAUCAAAUAAUUUCCAAAUAAAUCUAUUAUGCGGUGAAUUCUUUCACAGGAUAAUUAACCUGAACCUGAUAGCGACCGAAAUUCAACUAAAUAUAAAACUUUAUUUCGCUUCCGUGACAGAUAGUUUAAUGGAAGAACUACAAGAAUUCCUUGGAUAUAUCCAGUCAGGUCGGAAGGCAUCAAAUCAUGAUGAAAAGGUUGGUAAACUGGUAUUUCAUUUGAAAUCUUAUUGUGGUUUUAUUCGAAAUAUUCGUACCUCUUCUGAAAAAAGCGAUACCACCUUGCGUCUUGUCUCCCACCUAUUAGAUAUUUGCAGGCGGGAACAAAAUGAACUGCUCUUAUAUUCUUGCUUAAGGACUAUAUUUUUAUGCAUUCUUCCUGAAUUGAAUCAAAAACGUUCAAAGGAAAUUUUGGAAAAUUACUUCAGCGUGGUCGUUGAAGCAUCAGAACUGUUGUCUAAACGUACAGAAGAGCUUUUCACCGGAAAACUUUUUUCCACUAUUGUACUAUUAAGUGUCUACUUGGGAAAAUCGGUUCUGGAUGGCACAUCGCGACUUGAUGAUAAAGAGGUAAAUAACAUUAAAACAUUAAAUAUUGAAGAGCAGCUUAUGACACUUAAAAAUUUAUCAAAACAGUUAAAGACAAGAGAAUCAAACAGAUCAGUGCAGCCAUCAAUGCUAGAAGAUGAAAAGGAACAGGACUUAUGGAACAAUUUAUUUGAAGACUGGUAUCCUAAUCAUUGUAGGGAUCCCAUGCUUUUGGUUGAUUUAAUGCAAGGUUUAAAGAAACUUAUUCUAUAGCUUUAAUUUUAGGAUAUUUGUUUGUUUGAAGACUAGUCUGUUCAGAAGAGCUCAUCUUUUGAACAAAAACAUUGAGUCCCUCAGAACGGUUUCUAAGAGAAGUUAAACUGUUUCUGUGUGUAGGAUGUUUUUAAUUAAAGAAAUAAAACCAAGUUGAUCAUGCUUUAGCCUAAACGAG